AUGACCAAGUACGUCCUCACCGGCGCAGAUGGAAAUCUGGGCAAGAUUGCUGCCAGCCACGCCGUUGAGAUUGUUCAACCCGAGGACGAGCUAGUUCUCACAACAUACAAAGAAGAUGCCGUCCCUGCUGAGUUGCGCCAGUCUUGGAUAGACAAGGGUGCCAAGUUCGCUGUUGCCACCUAUGACGAUAUCGAGAGCCUCAAGGCUGUGUUUGAGGGAGCAGAGGCUAUCUCGUUCAUCUCCACAUGGCUCUUUGGCGAAGGCCGACGACGUCAGGCUCAGACUGUAGUUGACGCAGCAAAGGCAUGCGGCGUAAAGCGCGUCUGCUACACGUCAUUUGUCGGAGCCGGAAUUGAGGCCGAGAACGAAGAGGAUAUUCCCUUCUUGCCUCGAGACCACCACGCUAUCGAAAAGAUCAUUUACGCCUCUGGCCUGGACUACAGCAUACAGCGCAAUUACCUCUAUGUUGACAACAUUCCCACUCUUUUCGCCCCAUCAUUCAAGUUCUGCGGUGAGCGCUGGUUGACAAACACCCACGGUCAAGCUGGCGCCUACGUUGCCCGAGAGGAUUGCGGUCGCGUUCUGGCUUGCCUGUUGCUCGGCAAGGGAGAGCCCAACACUGUAUACGAAAUCACUGGCCCUGAGGCUGUCACAAACCAGGAAGUCUUUGACUGGAUGUCCAGCCAGACUGGUUAUAAGGGAGAGCUUGUGGACAUGCCGGACGACGAGCUCAAGCAGUGGUGGCUGGACCAUGGACUGCCAACCGACUUCUUUGGUGACUUUUCUCAGUUGCCCAUGAAGUUGUGCAUUGGCGAUUUGAUGUGCUGUGGCGAGAUGGUUGGCGAAGGCCACAUGGCCAAGACAACGGAUAAUGUUGAGAAGCUGACAGGCCGGAAGCCAGUCCCUUUCCGGGAGACCCUUCUUCAGUAUAAGGAUCUCUUCCCCAAGCCUGAAUAA
Fusarium vanettenii 77-13-4 is the source of this 957-nucleotide messenger RNA. RefSeq lists its product as uncharacterized. NCBI's taxonomy places the organism in Eukaryota, Fungi, Ascomycota, Sordariomycetes, Hypocreales, Nectriaceae. Bases 1 to 957 code for a protein of 318 amino acids. The transcript has a single exon. The record is from RefSeq and is a predicted model, not a curated record.